CAUUCUUAAUAUUUUCCACCGAUUGUGGCCGCCUACCGCUUUCUCUUCCCUUUUCAUUUUGCUACCCCCUCUCUCUCUCUCUCUCUAGAUUACCAUUACUGGAUUUCGAUUCAGCCCAUUUGAUCUCGCACCGUUUCUCCUCCAUUUUUCCCUUUCCUGCCUUGAUUUCUUAAGUUGAUCGAUCUCUCUUUGCUUGUGGAGUAUUGCAUCCAUCGCAUCCAUGGCGAUCGAAAACCCUUUCAAUGGCAUCUUGAAGACCCUUGAGAAUCCUGAUGGGUCUGUGUUUGGAAAGUACUACAGCUUGCCUGCUCUGAACGAUCCUAGAAUCGAAAGGCUGCCAUAUUCCAUUAGGAUUCUUCUCGAAUCGGCCAUCCGAAACUGCGAUGAGUUCGCGGUUAAGGCUAAGGAUGUCGAGAAGAUUCUUGAUUGGGAGAACACCUCUCCCAAACUGGUUGAAAUUCCUUUUAAACCUGCUAGAGUGUUGCUUCAGGAUUUUACUGGUGUGCCUGCUGUUGUUGAUCUUGCUUGUAUGCGAGACGCUAUGAACAGGCUUGGUGGUGAUUCCAACAAGAUUAAUCCAUUGGUUCCUGUAGAUCUCGUCAUUGACCAUUCAGUUCAGGUCGAUGUGGCAAAGACCGAAAAUGCAGUACAGGCGAAUAUGGAACUGGAAUUUCAACGAAACAGAGAAAGGUUUGGUUUUCUGAAAUGGGGAUCUAGUGCUUUCCAUAACAUGCUUGUCGUACCUCCCGGAUCUGGUAUAGUUCACCAGGUUAAUCUGGAAUACCUUGGCCGAGUGGUUUUCAACACAAAUGGCUUGCUUUACCCUGAUAGUGUUGUGGGAACCGAUUCACACACAACGAUGAUUGAUGGAUUGGGCGUUGCUGGUUGGGGCGUUGGUGGGAUAGAAGCAGAAGCUGCAAUGCUUGGACAGCCCAUGAGCAUGGUCUUGCCUGGCGUCGUCGGGUUUAAAUUAAUUGGAAAGCUGAGAAAUGGUGUAACAGCUACAGACUUGGUUUUGACGGUGACUCAAAUGCUCAGGAAGCACGGUGUUGUUGGCAAGUUUGUGGAGUUUUAUGGGGAAGGUAUGAGUGAACUAUCUUUGGCCGACCGUGCCACAAUUGCCAACAUGUCCCCCGAGUAUGGUGCAACAAUGGGCUUCUUUCCUGUCGAUCACGUCACCCUGCAGUAUCUGAAACUGACCGGAAGAAAAGAUGAAACAAUUUCUAUGAUAGAAUCCUAUUUGCGAGCGAACAAGAUGUUCGUAGACUACAGUGAGCCUCAAGUUGAACGAGUAUAUUCCUCUCAUAUAGAACUGAAUCUUUCGGAUGUCGAACCGUGCAUAUCAGGUCCAAAAAGACCGCACGAUCGAGUUCCCUUAAAAGAAAUGAAAGCUGAUUGGCACACAUGCCUCGACAGUAAAGUCGGAUUCAAGGGGUUUGCCAUACCAAAGGAAGCUCAAACAAAGGUUGCAGAGUUCAGUUUUCAUGGAUCCCCAGCUCAGCUUAGGCAUGGGGAUGUCGUAAUUGCGGCUAUCACUAGCUGCACAAAUACCUCGAACCCAAGCGUUAUGCUUGGAGCUGCUUUGGUGGCUAAGAAAGCUUGUGAUCUUGGGCUAGAGGUUAAGCCCUGGAUUAAGACGAGUCUUGCUCCCGGCUCUGGGGUGGUGACCAAAUAUUUGGCGAAGAGUGGCUUGCAGAAGUAUCUUAAUCAGCUAGGGUUCCAUAUAGUUGGGUAUGGAUGUACUACAUGCAUUGGAAAUUCAGGAGAUAUUGAUGAAUCUGUUGCUUCAGCGAUAACCGAAAAUGACAUGGUUGCUGCCGCCGUGCUGUCUGGAAAUAGGAAUUUCGAGGGUCGUGUACACCCUUUGACGAGGGCCAACUACCUCGCUUCUCCUCCUCUCGUGGUAGCCUAUGCUCUUGCUGGCACUGUCGACAUCGAUUUUGAAACUGAGCCUAUUGGGCGGGGAAAGGAUGGAAAGGAAGUGUUUUUUAGGGACAUUUGGCCGACUAGCGAAGAAGUUGCCGAAGUCGUACAAUCGAAUGUGUUGCCUGACAUGUUUCGGGCCACAUACCAAGCAAUCACUGAAGGAAAUGCAACUUGGAAUCAGUUAUCCGUUCCCGAAGGAACACUCUACUCCUGGGACCCAAAGUCAACGUACAUUCACGAGCCUCCUUAUUUUAAAGAUAUGACCAUGUCUCCUCCCGGGGCUCACGGGGUCAAAAACGCGUACUGCCUGCUCAAUUUUGGUGAUAGUAUUACAACUGAUCAUAUCUCACCUGCUGGUAGCAUCCAUAAAGACAGUCCUGCUGCUAAAUACCUUCUCGAACGUGGGGUUGACAGAAGAGAUUUUAACUCGUACGGUAGUCGCCGUGGGAAUGACGAGAUUAUGGCACGUGGCACGUUCGCCAACAUUCGUAUAGUCAAUAAACUAUUGAAGGGGGAAGUUGGGCCGAAGACAAUUCACAUCCCCAGCGGGGAGAAACUCUCUGUAUUUGAUGCUGCAAUGAGGUACAAGAACGAGGGGCUUGAUACGAUCAUUCUGGCCGGUGCCGAGUAUGGAAGCGGAAGUUCGCGUGAUUGGGCUGCCAAGGGGCCAAUGCUUCUGGGUGUCAAAGCAGUUAUAGCAAAGAGCUUUGAACGUAUACACCGCAGCAACUUGGUCGGUAUGGGUAUUAUUCCUCUAUGUUUCAAGGAUGGAGAGGAUGCCGAGUCCCUCGGGUUGACUGGGCAUGAGCGUUACACCAUCGAUCUUCCAAGCAAUGUGGGAGAAAUCAGACCUGGUCAGGAGGUGGGUGUGGUGACAGACGCUGGAAAGUCGUUCAGUUGCAUUCUAAGAUUCGACACCGAGGUGGAACUGGCAUACUUCGAUCAUGGUGGAAUUCUGCAGUAUGUGAUGAGGAAUUUGAUCCACGCAAAGCACUAAAGGAAGUGGGAUCAGGUUGGAGCUCUGAAUUUCUUAAUAAAAUGGUUUCAAGUUCUUCGUUUGGGACUAUCAAGUUCUUCGUUUCAAGGAUUUCCCAUAUAUAUAUAUAUCUGUAUGAAUGCUAAUUUUUCAGAGAAAUUUAUUGUUUGAAUU
Cucurbita pepo subsp. pepo (vegetable marrow) is the source of this 3076-nucleotide messenger RNA. RefSeq names its product aconitase 1. NCBI's taxonomy places the organism in Eukaryota, Viridiplantae, Streptophyta, Magnoliopsida, Cucurbitales, Cucurbitaceae. The record is from RefSeq and is a predicted model, not a curated record.